AAUCCAUGGAGGAGACCUUUCCAGGGAUUAGAUUUGGCCUUUGAAGUGAAGCUAUCAACUGGCACCGAUUGUUGGAAGUUGUCAGCGGGUCCAACAGGUUUGGAACAUUCGAACUCUCACGUGACCCGAUCCAACAGCUGCUAGCAAAAACGUACCACGAAACUUGGAACCUUGUAGGGGAUCCAAGACAGCUCGUGAGAUGGAAGUCUAAUAUUACACUUGAAGGCCAAGAGAUAAGACACGAUGUGCUUUGGGUUCCUCCAAAAUGUUACGCUUGGUCACCGAGGAACGACGGCGCACUUGUAGUGACACUGAUCGUGUGUUCCUCUAGCUUGAUCCAUCAAACCAUCGAGGAGCGCUCAAAGGUUCCACCAAUCAGUGAAGGCAUCGAGGUACGAUUCCAAGAAAACUCCUCUAAACGUGACGGACAUGGCCGAUUCAGAGAAUGGAACUGCCAAGCCCAACCCAGCUCCCGGUGGCCCACCCCCCAACAUUCAGCAACUGGUGGCCUCCAAACGUCUUCAACAGGCCCAGGCUCAGGUGGGAGAAGUCGUGGAUAUCAUGCGGGUGAAUGUUGAAAAGGUUCUGGAACGUGAUACCAAGAUCGGAGAACUUGAUCGACGCGCCGAGGAUCUCCAAGAAGGAGCCUCUCAGUUCCAGCAGCAAGCAGUACGGCUGAAGCACAAGAGCUGGUGGGAGAACACAAAGAUGUGGAUUAUUCUGGGCGUCAUCCUCGUUGUCAUUGUCAUUAUUAUUGUCGUGAGCACCACUGGAGUGCCCGGUACAAAUCAGCUGAAGGAGAGGUCUUCCCCUGAGAACAUCAUGGGGGACACUGGAGCCGACUUUAGUACCAUCACACCUGGGGGUGGACCGGCCGCUCCGGAAGACGAGUUGGGACGAUUUGCGGCCAGUCCCGCUACCGCGGCCCGAGCAACACCCAUACCCGUACCUGCCGCAUCUACGAGAGAUUCCUCCGAAGCUCAGUAGAGGGACUAAUUAUGGCGAGAAAGAAUAUAGAGUCCAAACAGAGGGGAGCCCAACCCAUAAAUGGGCGAUGUUUACAAUCUAGUGUAAAAGGGACAUGGAGUGAAGCAUGAACUAACUAACUAUAAAGAGUUACAAUGGACACAGAACAACGAAAUCCCGAUUGGUUCUCAUUCAGAUUUUCCCGACUUUUGCUGAGUACAUGCUGAGUGUUCCAAAUCCAGGGUCCCCCUCUGACACCUCCAUCUAAAUGGGAAUGGCAGUGUGAUCGAAGACAACCUGAAACUUGUUUUUAUGUGCGGCAAAAAAUAUCCUCUUUGUGAUACUUAUACUCGGAUUUUCAAGCUCUUAUCAAUGUCUGGAACCAGAUUAAUUAUUCUCAGCUUCUUCUAAAUUUCAUUCCCAUGAGUUUAUUACCGUCGAAUCGAUGUGGCAAACCCCCAGAUUUCAUCCAGUUCUUGGGAUGUCUCGAGGCUUGGUUAGAUCAAAUCAUUCAACAUCCCAAAGAACCACAUGGUGACGAUCUAGCAUCUUCCCAUCCACUUAGAAAUAGUCCUGGAAUUCUUUGCCAAUUGCAUAGCAACUGUUCCAUUUUGCAAAAGAUCCCAUUCAAUCUGUUUGUUUCUCUAGAAACCCACUACACCCACAACCACUACUGCUGUACACUGUUAUUAUCACUCCUACUACUAAAGCUACUACUAUUACUAUACUACUAUCAAAUUUACUUCCUUCCGUCAUUUUUCAAAAACAACCAAGUCAAAAACCUGUUGCCGCCAACUCACUUAUUCCUAGAUAUUUUUUCAUCAAACAGUUCAAAUCAAUUAUGAUUGUCUUGCACUUUCUUGACCUGAGUUACACUCGAUUAUAUUUGAUUGAAAUACAUUCAUGUUUCUACUAAAA
Molecule: messenger RNA, 1884 nt
Organism: Tigriopus californicus
Lineage: Eukaryota; Metazoa; Arthropoda; Copepoda; Harpacticoida; Harpacticidae
Product: vesicle-associated membrane protein 2-like
Exons: 2
Coding region: 430-987 (185 amino acids)
Biological process (GO): vesicle fusion; vesicle-mediated transport
Cellular component (GO): plasma membrane; SNARE complex
Molecular function (GO): SNAP receptor activity; syntaxin binding
Source: RefSeq, a predicted model, not a curated record